Effrenium voratum is the source of this 1831-nucleotide messenger RNA. The record is from the annotation of a GenBank genome assembly. NCBI's taxonomy places the organism in Eukaryota, Dinophyceae, Suessiales, Symbiodiniaceae.
GAGGUGCCCAUGGGUUUUUGCAGCCCGUGGGGCUGCCCCCUCAGCCAAAUGCCAUGCCGAGCUACGCGGAGCUAUGGUCCAGGACGGCGGCUGGCGAGGUGGGCGGCCUCGAGGCAAGGCAAGUGCUGCCUGAGCUGCUGGCUGCGCUGCCGGAGCUGCAAGAGGAGGAUGCUGCCAGCGCGCUGGGCGCUCUCGCGUGCCUGGCGCCCCUGGUGCGAGACGAUGCGAGUGCGUGCGAGCUGCAGGUCGCGAGCUUUUUGCUGCAGACUUCGUGUCCCCUGACGCUGUCGCGGGCUGCGCUCUGUGUGGAGACGAUGAGCAGCGAAAGGCCAAGUCGCGAGGUGUUCCGGCGUUGCGGCGUCGUGCGCGUUUUGGUCACCGCCCUGACAUCCGAUUCAUCGGAGUGUGUGGCAGCCGCCUGCGCCGCGCUGACAGCGCUGAGUGUGGAUGAGGACUGCCAGGCGGAAAUCGCUGUGGAAGGCGGCCUGGAGCGGUUGGUGCCUUUGCUGUCGGUGAAGGUGUCUGAGUGCUUGGGUCACUUUGCGCUGCAGGAGUCAUACAGGAUACGGCUGCGGCGCCUGGGUGCGGUGCCGCGCCUGGUGAAGCUGCUGGAGUGCCAAGCCAUUGGGCCUGCGGCGGCAUUGCUGAACCUAAGCGUGGACGAGGACUCCAAGGCGGAGGUGUGCAAGCAGGGCGGCCUGCCACGUCUCAAGCAGCUGCUGGCGAAUGGAACGGAUCAGCUCCGGCAGGUGGUCGCCAUGAUCUUUGGCAACCUUGCCUCCCAGGAGGAGUGUGCCCGAAUGAUGACGGAGAGCAGCUGUGAUUUGGCGCUUCUGCGUUGUCUGACAGCUGGGGACCUGGUGGCAGAGAAGGCCGCCGAGGCGCUCUUGCAGAUGGCCGCCCAUCCGAGCUGCCGCGCCAUCUUGCGCCAGGAGGAGAGGCUUCGGCUCCUCUUCGCCGCCUUCCAUGGACCGGCGGUGGUGGCGCCAUGCCUUCGCAUGGUGCAGUUGCUGGCGCAGGAGGCGCCGGGACGCCGCGCCGCCGGCCAAGCGCUGCCCUGGAUCCUGGCAUCCCUGCGGGAUUGCUGUGCGGAGGAGGCCGCCGCCGCAGCCUGGAACUUGAGCAUGGAGGAGACCUUUGCAUCGGAGCUCUGCCGACAAGGAGGUGUCAGUCUGCUGCUAGACGUGGCCAUCAGCGGCAGCCAUGCAGCCCUGGGCGCGCUGCUUCAGCUGGCUGCGCUGGAGGACGGCAUGACUCAGCUGUACAAGCUGGGCGCGGUGCCAAAGCUCACAGCGCUGCUGAGCCACGAGCUUCUCGACGUGGCCGUCGCCAGCGCACAGCUGCUCACCUGCAUGGCGCUGGAGGCGGAGACCUGCGUUCAGGCCUGGGACGGCGCGUCCUCGGCGCUGGCUGCAGCGCUGGGCGCGAACUUGGGGCGACCGCUGGCGGCGGCGGAGAUCUGCAGCUGCGCCUGGCUGCUUUGCAGCGACCAGGGCAGAGGCGACGCCUUCGUCGCGGCCGACGGCCUGCGCUGCCUUUGCGCCAUGCUCCUUGAGGAAGAGGGCCUGGAGCCGGUGAUGGGCACUUUGGCAGUGCUCAACCGGCACAAGGAGGCCUUCCUCGAGAUGGGCGGCGUGGAGCUUCUGGUGCCACUCCUCACAGCGAACAAUCUCCGGCAUCGGCAUCUGGCAGCCAAGGCGCUUUGUGCGGUGCUGGACGAGGAAAACGCGCGGAAGAGGCGCUUGGAGGAGCUGGGGGUCUACGAUGAAUUCAAGGAGAUCCUUGCGCAGCUUGGAUGAAGACGCCUCGUGAGGGUCCCCCAGCCACCAAC